UAGAACCUUCAGUGUUGGUUAACGCCACGCAUAAGGAUCGCACAUUUUUGCUGAAAACAAUAAUUGCGCUUAGAAUACGCACUUUAUUUGUUUGAUAUUUGUGCAAUCAACAAAGUAUAAGUUGCUUGCGUGGAGAAAGCAGUAUUUAAUAUGGAUUGAAUUGUAACAACAGUGCUAAAUAAUACUUAAGAUAUAUACUUGAAACGAUCUGAAUUUGAUGAUAAUUUAGUAGACGUCCACCUCGGGAAUGUAACAAAAAAUGUGUUUCAUUAUUACCUUAUAAGACCUACUGAAAAUCAUAAUGAAAUCAUUAAAAACUUAGAUCAAAUUCGAAACCGUAUAUCAAUUUAUCUAUGUACCAAUCAAGUGCCGUCAUUUACUAGUUGAAAGUAACCCAAUAAAUGUACUUAUCAUACAACUGACUGACUUAAUUAAAAGCUUUUCGAAUAAAGUGUGUUAAAUGACAGAUAAAGCUUUCAAAAAAAAAGUGUAUCAAGGGGCACUUAAUGUUAAAGUGCUAGAUAAAAUCUCUUUAGACUAAAAAUGCCCGACUUUUAUGAACUUCUGAAUGUGCCCUCCACGGCCAGCUUCGAAGAGAUCAAAUGCAGCUACAAACAAUUGAUACUACAAUGUCAUCCCGACAAAUUGCGACAGCUCGAUGACCCAAAUCCGGAAUCGGAGGGCCAGAACAGCGACUUCAACGCGAUAAACGCGGCGUGGAACACACUGAAAGAUCCCAUUAGGCGCAAACACUACGAUGCCGAAUUGCUGCAGUCGAAAUUCCGGGCCCACAGCAACAUAUACGCCACAGUGGAGCUGGAUGAAAUGCAGCGGGUACAAGUGGAAAUCGAAGAAGACGACGAGGCACCGGCACCUCCCUCCCGAGAAUCUGAGUCCCAACCCGAAUCUAAAGCAGACAAAGGGCCGGCGACAAUGUGGAGUUAUGCGUACGACUGCCGGUGCGGCGGUCAGUAUCUGUUCGAUGGACCCGGAGACGGAGACGAUGAGUCACCCGAAGUGAUUGUGGAGUGCAACGAGUGCUCUUUAGUGAUUAUUGUGAAACAAGCCAGCCGCAAGUUGUAAAUAAAGAAACCCAGCAAGUAAUGGAACUGCUGCCCAGCACAAUGCUUGCGAAUCCAACUAUUCGAUUGAGAGCUCUUUUAAAUUUAACUUUUACACUCCGUUUAUUGGUUUCUUGAACCCCCGGCUGCGAGAGCUCUCUUCAUAUGCAAAGCAUGUUGUCAUCGACGUCGUGCAUCCGACAUUCAACCGGGCCCAGCCCCUUCUUUGUCGCUUGUUGUGCCCAAAAGUGAUGUAACAUGAUGGUACAUCAUUUCGAUUUGGGUUCCCCACUCCCGCUGCUUAUUCACUUUGCAUAUGCUUCAUUUCCGCUGUGCGGGGAGAAAUUACCAAAGAUUUGAUGUCUCUGGCGCGUGUGAAUUGACGGCGGUUUGCCAAAUAACGAGCAGUUUGCUGUUUAUUUACUUGGGGGAGUUUUUGGGUCAAGUUUUGGAUGGACCUAGGCCGCUUUAAUGGGCUCGCUAAUCCGCUAUUAUGACAGAGUAUUGAUGAAAUUGCUUAAUUUUCGAAGAGGUUCUCCUUUCGUAUUAAAAUAUAUUACUACAUUAAAGUGUUACUCAAGUGGUUAUAGCAAAAUGUGAUAUAUUUUCACUCUCAUUAAUAUUCUUCCGCAAUGAUACUUACCUUUAUUUAUAUGAUUUUAAGAUAUUAUAAGUACUUAUUAGAAAUCAAGAAAUAAAUGAGGCUGAAAACUAUAUUUGCCUAGAUUUGCGUUUUUCUAGUAGUAGUGUAAUGAAUAUUUUAAUUUAACUUGAUAGUGAUAGUGACUAUUUUUCAAUUGAUAAUGUUAAAUUAUAUUCCUUUUAACAGAAAAGUAUCUCAACCGACAUUAAGGUUGGAAGUUGAAAUCUCGCCCAUCUGAAAAAACAACGGGUUUUUAAGCUCCUUAAAUGUAAUUAUAAUUACUCGAGCUCGCCCAUUUUUCGUUUUUUGUUAAAAUUCAAUAACCCCGCCCGAUCGCGGCACCGUCGACGAUGAUGUCAGCAACUGCAAAGGCACAGAAAGCGAAAAAUGUUUAUAAUCGAC
Messenger RNA from Drosophila subpulchrella, 2106 nucleotides. It is a transcript of the gene Dph4, whose product is annotated as DPH4 homolog. The coding region runs from base 544 to 1083 and encodes 179 amino acids. Lineage: Eukaryota; Metazoa; Arthropoda; Insecta; Diptera; Drosophilidae. Gene Ontology annotation, biological process: positive regulation of ATP-dependent activity. The transcript has 3 exons. The record is from RefSeq and is a predicted model, not a curated record. Gene Ontology annotation, molecular function: ferrous iron binding; ATPase activator activity.